Messenger RNA from Blepharisma stoltei, 2079 nucleotides. Lineage: Eukaryota; Ciliophora; Heterotrichea; Heterotrichida; Blepharismidae. The record is from the annotation of a GenBank genome assembly.
AUGAGAGAGCAAAGACGCUUAAAUCUUAUUAAUUCCCACCUGCUCUCAAGAUUCCCCGCUCUUCCUUUUGAUGAUUCUCUAAGCAAAUACCGUGAAAGAACUGAAAACAUUAACUCAGAUGUUCUUUUCCACACUUACUUCAUUAAUUGGUCACACUCUUUGCUACGCAUACGUAGUAUGAUGCUCCAAAGUCCUUUAUUCAACAAGUAUAAUGAUAUCGAUCUACCUCUAGAAACCAGAAGACUGAGGUGUAUUGAGCAAAUCGCAGCACUGUAUUUUCAAUACGGAAUUAAUCUUCAAAAAGACCUUGAAGAUCCACAUAGAAUUGCUCAGCUUUUCCACUCUGUUGGAGAGUAUGAUCUAGCAAUAUCAACUAAACUGACUGUGACCUUGUUCCUUUAUGCAGAUACCAUCCGAUCAGUCGGGACUGCUAAGCACCUUCCAUUAGUAGAAAGAGUUUUCGAUAUGAAAGACGUUGGCUCUAUCUCUAUGACCGAAAUGGGGCAUGGGUCAAAUGUCCCAAAUGUGGAAACAACGGCCACUUAUGAUCACUCUACAAGAGAAUUCAUUAUCAAUACUCCGACUGCGACUUCAGCAAAAUGGAUUAUCGGUGGUGUUGGAAAGACCUCAAAUAUGACUGCUCUAUUUGCCAGACUCAUCGUUGAUUCUGUAGAUAGAGGAGUCCAUGUUUUUGCUAUCAAAAUCAGGGACAACGAUACUCAUGAGCCUAUGCCUGGAGUCACCAUUGGAGACUGUGGACUUAAAAUAGCUCUAAACGGCAUCGAUAACGGGUUUUUGAUCUUCAAAAACUAUAGAGUUCCUUAUGACACCUUGCUUGAUAAGCUGAGCUCCAUUUCUCCUGACGGAAAAUUCAAAAGUUCUAUUAAAAGCAAAGAAAAGAGACUCGGGAUCAUCAUUUCUGGAAUUAUCAGAGGCAGGAUCAGUGUAAUUGGAGGCUGCGAAAUUCAUAUGAGAAAAGCCCUAACCAUUGCUCUUCGCUAUGGAGCUUUGAGAAAACAGUUUGGAAAAAAAGACUCUCCAGAAACCUCACUUCUUGACUACCAGAUCCAUCAGUCUAGGCUACUUCCUCAUUUAGCCAAACUAUUUGCAAUUAGAACUGGGAUGAUAUACGUCAUGGAACUCUAUAACCCAGUCAAAGCUAAAGCAGAGGUUGACCCAGAGUGCAACGAAUUGAACGAAUAUCACGCUAUUCUUUCGUGCUUGAAAAGCUUAGGAAGCAUUUAUGCAACUUCUGCAGUCCAAGACUGUCGAGAAACUUGUGGAGGCCAUGGGUUUUUAGCAUGCUCUGCCUUAGGAAACAUCAGAAAUGAGCAGGACUGCCAUCCCACUUGGGAAGGAGACAACAUUAUUUUAUUGCAGCAAUGCGGAAAAGUUAUUCUCAAGCAAGUCCAGCACACUUUCAAAGGCGAAAAGAUAAAAAAUCCAAAUCUGCUAUAUUUAGAUGUAGACUUUGAGCAUCUAAAAACUUAUAAAGCUCACUUUGAGAAUAGGGAAACUCUUUUAAACCAAAGACUUUUGAUCGAACUUAUGGAGUACAAGGUCAACUAUGUGAUUAAUCAAAGCCUUGUAGCGCUGAGGGAUAACGCAGCAGUUUAUUCUGAUGUGAUGGAUGUGUGGAAUAAUACUCAAGUCCAUUACAUACAAGAAAUAGGAAAGGCUUAUGGAGAAUACAUUUGCACAAUGCAGCUAUGGAAAUUUGUACAAACCCUGGCCGAAAAAUGCCAAAAGACUGCAAAUAUCGUGAAAAAUAUAUUUUACUUGUACGUCGUCGAAAGAAUCGAAAAACAGUUAGGCAUUUAUUUAGAGCAUGCUUUCAAUGCUGCACAAGCGAAAAUAGUUAGAGACACAGAACUCUUUUUAUGCCAAGAAUUGAGAGAUAUCAGCAUUAGAAUUAUUGACGCAAUCACAGUUCCUGACCAAUUUUUAGGCUCUGUGAUUGGAGAAGCUGAUGGCCAAGCUUAUGCUAAAAUUGUCCGGUACGUUGAAAGCGAUCCUACAACCUAUUCAAAGCCUGAGUGGCUGCCUAUCCUUAAAAAGAUCAAGAGCACUAAAGCUUAA